Molecule: messenger RNA, 3573 nt
Organism: Sus scrofa (pig)
Lineage: Eukaryota; Metazoa; Chordata; Mammalia; Artiodactyla; Suidae
Gene: GSAP
Product: gamma-secretase activating protein
Biological process (GO): positive regulation of amyloid-beta formation
Cellular component (GO): trans-Golgi network
Source: RefSeq, a predicted model, not a curated record
AGAGGAAGGAGGGGCGGACGCGGUGGCGCGCGGAGGGCCGGGAAUGUCCGAGGCGCGGGGCCCCAGAGUCGCCCCGAGGCAGCGUCCGGGCGAUGGCUCUCCGUCUUGUCGCCGACUUCGAUCUCAGGAAGGACGUGCUACCGUGGCUGCGGGCGGCGUCAGCGGCCGCUGCGCCCGGAGGCGGCGGCCCAGAUAUUUUAGAAAACAAUUAUGAGAGCUUACGCAUACUAAAUAUUGAAAGAAAUGGAAAUGUUAUUUAUACCUAUAAGGAUGAUAAGGGAAAUGUCUUCUUUGGAUUGUAUGAUUACCAAACCAAACAAAAUGAGCAUCUCUAUACAUUUGAGAAAGACCUGCAAGCUGUCAGUUGCUCUGUCAACAGCGAAAGGACUUUGCUGGCUGCAAGUUUAGUUCAAGCUGCUAAAGAAGGAAAAAGGAAUGAGCUUCAACCAGGAUCAAAGUGCUUAACUUUGUUGGUUGAAAUCCACCCCGUUAACAAUGUGAAGGCUAAAGCAGUGGAUAGCUGUAUUUGGGUACAGUUCCUCCACCCGCAUGUUGAAAGUCGCCCUCUACCAGUGAAUCAUCUGUUACUGAUUUCAGAGGAGAAAUAUAUUGAACAAUUUCAUAUCCAGGUUAUCCAAGAAGAUGGAAAUAGAGUGGUCAUUAAAAAUUCUGGCCAUCUCCCAAGAGAGAGAAUAGCUGAAGAUUUUGUUUGGGCUCAGUGGGAUAUGUCAGAACAGAGAUUGUACUACAUUGAUUUGAAGAAAUCAAAAAGUAUCCUAAAAUGCAUCCAGUUUUAUGCUGAUGAGCACUUUACCUUAAUGUUUGAAGCACCCUUGGACAUAUCAUUAAGUAACUCAGGAUUCAAACUUGUCAACUUUAGAUAUGAUGAUAUUCAAGACCAAGAGAAGUUGUCCAGACACCCGACCUUGUGUGUUUUUACUAACCAUACAGGAAGUCUGUGUGUAUGUUACUGCCCGAGCCCUGACCCUCAGGAACAAAUCACAUAUUCAGUGUUUUACUUUCAUAAAGGGCACAGCAAGACCUUCACUGCUGCUCUUGAGAGUGUGGACUCAGGUGUGACAAAGGGCGUUACUUUUCUCAACCUUGAUUAUUAUGUGGCUGUUUACUUACCCGGUCAUUUCUUUCACCUACUUAACAUUCAGCAUCCAGACCUGAUCUGCCACAGUCUGUUUCUGACAGGAAACAACGAAGUGAUUGAUCUGCUACCUCAUCGCCCUUUACAGUCCCUAUCAGGGUCCCUGGUUCUGGAUCGGUGUUCUGGAAAGCUCUAUAGGGCGCUCCUCAACCAGUCCUAUUUGUUGGAGUUCCUGUGGAACGCCCGGCUGGACUGUGAGAAGAUGGCCUUGAUGCACUGCGUGCUCUCGUGUGGCCGAGACCCACGGCAAACGGAAGCCAAGAUUAUUCAAUGGAUUUCUGAGAACAUCUCUGCUUGCCAUUCAUUUGACCUCAUUCAGGAGUUUAUAAUUGCAUCUUCAUAUUGGAGCAUCUAUCCCGAGACAAGUAACAUGGAUACACUCCUGCCAUAUUCCUCACUGCUCACCUGGGAUACAGAAAUUCCUGGAAUAACCCUUGUGACAGAAGAGAUCCCAUUGCCUCUUAUGAAGGUGCACAGCUUUAAGGGCUACUGGGAAAAACUGAAUGCCAACCUGGAAUAUGUUAAGUACUCCAAGCCACACUUACACUAUAACAACAGCAUGGUCAGGAGAGAGUGGCUCAGCCUGAUCUCGGAAGAGAAAACAAGAAAAAGAAGGUCGAUGGUGUAUGUGAGAAAUAUUCUUGAUAAUGCAAUGAAGGUGAUUUCUAACCUAGAAGCAAGGAGUGCGGAGCCAAGGUUAACACCCCUCUUCCAAGAGGAAGACAACCACCAGCGGCUGCUUAUGGGGCUGAUGGUGUCUGAGCUAAAAGACCAUCUUUUGAGACACCUACAGGGUGUAGAAAAGAAGAAAAUUGAACAGAUGGUUCUGGACUACGUUUCAAAACUGCUGGAUCUCAUUUGCCAAAUACUGGAAGCCAGUUGGAGGAAACAUAAUCUUCAUCCCUGGGUUCUCCACUUUGAUAGGCGGGCAAGUGCUGCUGAAUAUGCGGUCUUUCACAUCAUGACCAGGAUUUUAGAAGCUACUAAUAGUUUGUUUUUACCUCUGCCUCCCGGUUUUCACACUCUGCACACGAUCCUUGGCGUCCGCUGUCUCCCUUUGCAUAACCUGCUGCAUUACAUUGAUAAUGGAGUGCUGCUUCUCACAGAAACAGCUGUCACGAGGCUCAUGAAAGAUCUGGACAAUACAGAGAAAAAUGAAAAACUGAAAUUCAGCAUCAUUGUGCGGCUUCCUCCGCUUAUCGGUCAGAAGAUCUGCCGCCUUUGGGAUCAUCCUGUGAGUUCUAACAUUAUUUCCCGGAACCAUGUAAAGCACCUGCUUCAGAACUAUAACAAACAGCCUCAGAGUUGUGUGAUGGACAAGACAUCAUUCAGUGUAGAAUUUCUGCCGCUGAACUUCUUAAUUGAAAUACUGACAGAUAUGGAGUCUUCUGAUCCAGCUCUGUAUGCUUUUGAAGGACAUGACAAUGUAGAUGCAAAAUUUGUGGAGGAAGCAGCUCUGAAACACACCACAGCGCUUUUAGGCUUAUAAAAGAGAAAUGCAAUUGUAUCAGCUUCCAGUAUUUUAAUCUUGCUCAUUUCCACUGAGAAUCCUUUUGCAGUGUUUUAAACUGGUAACCCAAAUCAGAAUACAUUGUUGAGCCAUCUGAAUUUCAAUCUGGGGAGUUCCUGUCAUGGGGCAGUGGAAGCCAAUCGACUAGGAAGCAUGAGGCUGUGGGUUUGAUCCCUGGCUUCGCUCAGUGAGUUAAGAAUCUGGCGUUGCCAUGAGCUGUGGUGUACGUGGUAGACACGGCUCAGCUCUGGCAUUGCUAUGGCUGUGCUGUGGCUGUGGCUGGCAGCUGUAGCUCUGAUUGGACCCCUAGCCUGGGAGCCUCCAUAUGCUAUGGUUGCAACCCUGAAAAAACAAAACAAACAAAAAACCUGAAUUUCAGUUUGGUACUUGUUCAGACAGAACUAGACUACUGUGCUUCACCUUGUUUUGAACAGCAGAUGAGCAGUCAAGUGUCGAGGAGUGUCGGCUGGUCCAAGGAGGCAGGCAUUGGCGUACAUGAUGCUCUUCGGAGUGGCUUAUCUCCCUGGGGCUUUCAUAGACCAAAAGCUAGUUUCUGUUACACUCUGAAAUGAAAUAUGCUUUAAAGAUGUAGAAACAGUGCUGAGGAAAACAAAAAUUAGAUGUGUCACUGAAAAAUAGCAUAUAACAAGCAGAAAAAUUAAAUGGUGCAUGUAAACUCUAUUUGGAAAGAGGAUACUUAAAAAAAAAAAACCCUGAAUUUGGACUAAGUCAAAUCUGCUAAUUCCAGCAUCAAAUAAUUUGUGACAUGUAGCAUUUUGUACAUACCUAGAAUAGGAUUUGUCUCUCUGAUGGUUCAGAUGGAACUGUAUUUAAUACUGUAAAGUUAUUUUUAUAUUUAUAAAAGUUUGAUUUAGUAAUUCUUGCCAUAAAAAAGUACUAAAAGUUU